This is a messenger RNA of Aphanomyces astaci, 1840 nucleotides long. RefSeq lists its product as hypothetical. Bases 362 to 1600 code for a protein of 412 amino acids. Lineage: Eukaryota; Oomycota; Saprolegniomycetes; Saprolegniales; Verrucalvaceae. The record is from RefSeq and is a predicted model, not a curated record. The transcript has 6 exons.
CGCUUCGAUUGCAAGAACACUGACAAGAUGCAAUCCCCCGGCACAAUUCCGUCCGUGGAAGCGCUGAUGGCCGAGGACGACCAAGCGCAGCACACGGAAGGAACUGUGACAGAGAACGAACACGGGGAUAAUGGUGAUGGCACAUGGGUGAGCCCCGUGAACGAGCUAGACUCGGAGUUCUCGUCGCUGAUCCUCGACCCCACGGCAUCGUCGUCGUCGACUGAAUCGCCAUCCUCGAUUGGUAUCUCGCCCAUGACGUUACACUGGCUGCAGCAUACCCUUAACGCAACGUCUGGGUCGGGGACGUUUAGUGCUCUCACCGAGUUCGACAUCGCCCUCUUGUCGCCAUGUACGUACAUGCAUGCACCACUACCGUCAAACACGUCAUGUAGACGUGCCUCCUCCCAUGUCGUCGAAUGCAGGCAUGGUCAAAGACGAGUUCCGUGGGGAGGCGAUUGAUUGGAAGUCCUUCAACGAGAACAACUACGACGACCACCAGGCAGACACGUCCCCUGACCAGUGGAAGGACAUUCCGCAGUUUCGACCGCCCGUAGCCGCGCCUGGCCCUCCACCCCCCACGGAGCAGCCUUCCCCGCAGUCGGAAGGACCCGUUCAGAAGCUGCUCACGUCCACGGUGUACAACAUGUGGCCGCAGAACAGCGUCCCGUCAAGCGCUUCCCAACCUCAACCUCCCAUGAUACCACCAGCUUCUGCAUACGAUUCCAACAAGCGAAAGGCCAUCAUCUCGCCAGAAUUUGUGCAGUAUGAGAGCACUCCUGUCCCCCACGUCCAGCCGACGCGGCGGCCUUCGAAGAAAGUUCCUUCGUCGGUCGUCGUAGUUGCCGACACGAAGCCAGCUAGUGGGUUGUUGGCACCAAUCACGGAAUCUCCCGACUCGAAAGGCACUAUCCGAUGCAAAUGCACGGGAAAAUGCCGAAAUGCCCGCUGUGCAUGUGUCAAAGCGGGCCAAUUGUGUGGCAUCGAGUGCAAGUGUUCCCACUGCGCCAACCCAUUCGUCCCCAUGCAUGCUUGGGGCAUUGAUAUUUCGAAAAUCAUGACGGACAAGUGCCUGAUGCAGAAUUUCAGCCGCAUCAAAGACAUGGACGAAGUGCUGGUGUCGCUGGUAGAUUUGGAAUGCCCAUGCGGUGCACCUACGGUACAAGUUCCAGUGUACACGACACUGCUGCACCCAACCAAAACCAACAAUAUCCACCACGACGACUCGGUCUAUUUGUUUCCGAUUUCGUGUUUGAAAUGCCCAAAUAUAUUUCAUUAUUCGUGGUGCACGGGCAAAUUGUGGUGGAAUAAACAACCGCGCAAGCAUUGCGAGAUUUGCAAACGGUGUGGCAGCCACCGAAACCAGCAUUGCCCGGAUUGCGGGCACUGCUACUUUGCCGGCGUAGCAAACAGCUUUGCUUGUCCUUGUAAACAAACCCCAGCAAGCGGAGGUGGGCUGCCGGCGGUCCUGGGCGACGCGCCGUCAGACUUACGCAAGCCAUCGCAGCACGAGCAGCAGCAACACCUGUCUCCUCCCGCCACCAGUCCAUUGUUCCACGAAGAAAGCGACAAAGAUAAGACCGAGCAGUGCCCCGUCCAAUAAGACCGACCUUAUUAAAACUGGCAUAAGACCCAGCUUAAAACACAAACCACAAGACUAGAGCAAGAAACCCGACUGGCAGCGUUGAGCAGACUGGGGGUGCACACGGCCAAAGCCUCCAACUUAUCCGCUGUGAACGCGUUAUCUCGGAAUGGCGAGCCUGGAAACGGGGCGCGGUAGUAUUGGAGCACGCCGGCCUAGGAGCGUGCCACGUAUUAGGCUUGAAUAAAGUAUGAUGGCAUC